GCACAAAAGCAUUUAUAGCAAAGACAACCUUAACUUUUACGUAGAAAGAUUUGAUUUUGAACGACACCCAUCUCCUAGUUUUCUGAAAUUCAAGAAUUUUAAGGUUUCAAUGGAGGGGCUAAUGAGUUUUCAGGCGAAUUCUGUUCAUGCUGUAUCUAGACAGCAAAGCUCGGUACUAGUUCCUAUAUUUUCUCCAAAAAAUACUAAUACAAGAGUUUCUGUUCAAUCAAUUGGAAUGGUGAGGAUUUCCAAAUUGUUUAAUUCCUUUGUUACUUCAGUUCAGCCUCUUGAAGCCUCUUCUGUAACCCCUUUUGACAACACAUUGCCAUCUAAAGAGGUUCUUGAUGUUUGGCAAAAUGCGAAUGCUGUAUGCUUUGAUGUGGAUAGCACUGUGUGCAUAGACGAGGGCAUUGAUGAAUUUGCAGAGUUUUGUGGUGCUGGAAAGGCUGUAGCGGAAUGGACUGCUAGGGCAAUGACUGGCUCUGUUCCGUUUGAAGAAGCAUUGGCAGCUCGUCUGUCUCUUAUUAACCCUUCAGUAUCCCAACUCCAGGAUUUUCUAAAGAGACCUCCACGACUCUCUCCUGGCAUUGAUCUAUUGGUCAAGAAGCUGAAGGAUAAAAAUAAAGACGUUUAUCUGGUGUCUGGAGGAUUUCGUCAAAUGAUCAAUCCUGUUGCAUCAAUACUUGGUAUACCGCUUGAAAAUAUCUUUGCCAAUCAAGUACUCUUUGGGAGCAACGGAGAAUAUGCUGGGUUUGAUAAAAAUGAGCCAACUUCAAGAAGAGGCGGGAAAGCUACUGUAGUUCAACAAAUAAGAAAGGUUCAUGGAUACAAGUCACUAGUGAUGAUUGGUGAUGGUGCUACUGAUCUUGAGGCUCGUAUGCCAGGUGGUGCGGACUUGUUUAUUUGCUAUGGCGGAGUUCAACUACGAGAAUCAGUUGCAGCUAAAGCUGAUUGGUUGGUGUUUAAUUUUAAGGACUUGAUUAAUUCAUUGGUGUAAUAUGCUAUAUUGCAUCUUCACUCUUUCAUCUGUAUUUGUUUUUCGGGGCUUAUGCAGCUUUAAAUUUCUGUCUUACGGUCACUUCAUAAGGUACCAUAAAAAUACCUGAUCUCAGAAACUGAAGGUUCAUAUUGAUUGGAAGC
Solanum dulcamara is the source of this 1140-nucleotide messenger RNA. RefSeq names its product phosphoserine phosphatase, chloroplastic. Gene Ontology annotation, cellular component: cytoplasm. NCBI's taxonomy places the organism in Eukaryota, Viridiplantae, Streptophyta, Magnoliopsida, Solanales, Solanaceae. The transcript is spliced from 7 exons. The coding region runs from base 110 to 997 and encodes 295 amino acids. Gene Ontology annotation, molecular function: magnesium ion binding; L-phosphoserine phosphatase activity. The record is from RefSeq and is a predicted model, not a curated record. Gene Ontology annotation, biological process: dephosphorylation; L-serine biosynthetic process.